Pomacea canaliculata is the source of this 1775-nucleotide messenger RNA. RefSeq lists its product as uncharacterized. Gene Ontology annotation, biological process: carbohydrate metabolic process. NCBI's taxonomy places the organism in Eukaryota, Metazoa, Mollusca, Gastropoda, Architaenioglossa, Ampullariidae. The record is from RefSeq and is a predicted model, not a curated record.
CAAGCCCCUUGAAGUAUCCUGUAUAUAAAGCGAGUCUGACUCCAAACAAACAGAGGACCGGAGGAGACCAGUCCUUGUGUUCACUGGGAGGGAAAAGCAUCUGGCGGCAAGUCCGGACCGAAGAUUGAAACUAGUGAUUUCAAGCGCUACAGCUUUAAAGAUGGAGAUAAAACUCAUCGUCCUUAUUGUUCUCAACGUCGUCUAUGUCGUACACGGGGUCAUACCUAGCGAUUGUACCCAGGGAGUAAACUGUAUACUUCCAGGCUGCUUUUGUGCGACAUUUGACCACCCGAACCGCACCGCAAAAUUUCCACAGAUUGUCUACUUUGCCAUCGAUGAUGCUUUAACCGUAACGGUAGACAAGCCUUACCAGCGGUUGUUUAACGACAGCCGAACGAAUCCAAAUGGUUGCCCCAUAACGUUCUCGCUCUUUGUACAAGACCAAUACACGUCCUACAAUUUGGUGGAGAAUUACUCUCAGCGCGGCCACGAGAUCGGUUGCCAUGGUGUCAACCACACUAAUGUAGACACCGCCAGCAACUCCGCUUCGAAGCCGGACUGCAGAAGGAGAACGUCAUCACCAAAGGUCACGUCUCCAGAAAUCAGGUACUUAGACGACGUCACGUAUGCGCAUGCGUGCUCAGUCAUGACAAGACUUGGUGGUGGCAAGGUGGUGGUAGGUUGGAGGAGUCCCAACCUGAAGACAGCAGGCGACGCCCAGCCGGACGUGCUGAAUGAGCUCAACUACACCUACGACAUCUCGCUCACCUACACCCGCCAGGCCGACAACCGCGUCCCUUUUCCCUUCACCCUAGACUAUGGCUACCCGUAUUCCUGUUCCAUCCCUCCCUGUCCCGAUCUGCAGUCCAGCAUCCCUGGCUUCUGGGAGGUGCCUGUCUUUUCCCUGAGGAACCCAGAGACUGGAUACGAGUGUGCGUAUGUGGACAGCUGUCGUCCGUCCAGCGAGGCCGCGGCUUUAAAUUAUCUGUGGAGCAAUUUCCUACAAGUGUUCAACGACAACAGGGCGCCUUUUGGACUCAAUAUGCAUGGCGCCUGGUUCCUCUACUCUGAUGACUACCUCAACGCUGCGGAUACUUUCAUCAAGAAGCUUCUAGAGAUGGACGAUGUUUACAUCGUGUCUGUCGAGAAAUCUCUGGACUGGAUGCGUAAUCCCGUAGAGAUCUCGGAUAUCCAAGAGAAACUACCUUCGUGGGGAUGUCAGAAUCCAACACAAGCAACAGCAGUACAGUAAUGUCAUCUAUGUCAAAGUCGACAGAAGACAAAUCCACUUGCUGGAAAGAUUUCGACAGUCACUAUGUACAAAAUAUUUUGAGUUAGACUAUAUACACAAGAUGAAUUGUUUACAUCUCAAGCAGCUUUACUAGUUGACAGUUGAGAUUGUUAAUUUGGUCGACAUACUUCAUAUAAAAAAAUGUUUAACAUAAUAAGCAAUGAUUAAUUAAGUACGACUAAAUCUUUCUCUCACACAUAAAGAGAAAAACUUUAAUGUCUUGUAAUUUACAAAUUUAAUCGAAUUAAUUUUCUGGUAACGAAAGCUUUAUAGCAAUAAAACUAUUUCGACAUGUGCAUUCAAUUCUUUUGACAUCACAAUGCUGACAGUUUGAAGACCUUUGAAAACAUAGUAUGCACAUGGUGCUUUUUAAAAUAAACAAAAUUGUACAUAGAUUUGUAAUGCUUGCAUAAUAAUAAUCUUUAUCCGCCAGAACAACUGUGCUCUUUAAAAAAAAAAGUACAAUAAAAAGUUUCAUACAAUC